AUGGCUACUGAAAAGCUCCAAUUUCGCAUUGCAACCCCGGACGAUGCAGAGCGAAUCCAGCAACUCGUGCAAUCUGCGUUUCGCACCGAGGACAGCAGACCAGACUGGACAGGUCAUAUUGAACUGGCCACGAACUUCCGAAUUGAUGUGCAGGAAGUACUGGACAAAAUCGUCAGCCCGGAAAACGUCGUUCUGAUAGCCCUGGAUAGCAGCAACUCCCUUGCGGCUUCUAUCGAGGUAGCCAAGCGUGGCUCUGACUAUGGUCGCCUUUCUAUGAUUGCAGUAGAUGACCGUUAUCAACGCGGCGGUGUUGGGCGCCAGGUCCUCGCCUACGCCGAAGACUACUGUCGACGUACUUGGGGUGUAGAGAAAUUCUCACUCAACGCGCUCUCAACACGCAAGGCACUCAUUGAGUGGUACAUGCGCCGUGGCUACCACAAGACUGGUGAAACUUCACCGUUUCCACGCGAGAGAUUCAGCAAUCUAGCCUUGCCUGCGGAUAUGUGCUUCGUCGAGUUGGAGAAGAACUUCUCCUAG
Messenger RNA from Talaromyces rugulosus, 537 nucleotides. RefSeq lists its product as uncharacterized. The record is from RefSeq and is a predicted model, not a curated record. Gene Ontology annotation, molecular function: acyltransferase activity, transferring groups other than amino-acyl groups. The transcript has a single exon. The coding region runs from base 1 to 537 and encodes 178 amino acids. NCBI's taxonomy places the organism in Eukaryota, Fungi, Ascomycota, Eurotiomycetes, Eurotiales, Trichocomaceae.